AUGCGGAUCAAAAUCUGCUGUGGAUCCAGCAACGAAAGCCUGUCAACACUAAAACAAGCAGAGCAAAGUACGACAUAUCGUUAUAGUUCUACCGCACACCUGGCCGUUGAUGGAAAUCCCAGCAGUAUAGAAACCAGCGGUAAUGAAACCAUCUGCGCCCACACCAACAAUCAAUCCGAUGAUUGGUGGAUGGUGGAUUUGGGACGAAUGUUCCAGGUGACGACUGUCACCAUAAUCAACCGAAUUGAUGAUUGUAAUUGCGGCGGGCGCUUGGAUGGGAUAGUUUACGAGGUUGGGAUUGCAACAGGCUCCUGGGAAGAAUGUGGACGAUUCCUCGGUCCAGGUGAUGGUGUUGUCAAUAUUACAACAACCUGCGACCGCACCAUGCACGGGCGCUAUGUGAGAAUACGCAAGAUCAAGCAAGAUUAUUUAAGCCUGUGUGAAGUGUAUGUAUACAGUUAAAUAUUGUUUCAGACAACAAUCAUACAGACACUAUGAAUGUGUACACAUAGUGCUAAUGAAACAGUGUAUGUAAACAGUUAAAUAUUGUUUCAGACAACAAUCAUUCAGACGGUACACAUAGUGCUAA
This is a messenger RNA of Dreissena polymorpha, 589 nucleotides long. RefSeq names its product fucolectin-5-like. The record is from RefSeq and is a predicted model, not a curated record. Bases 1 to 462 code for a protein of 153 amino acids. Lineage: Eukaryota; Metazoa; Mollusca; Bivalvia; Myida; Dreissenidae. The transcript is spliced from 3 exons.